Messenger RNA from Mycotypha africana, 1793 nucleotides. Its product is annotated as Zinc/iron permease. Gene Ontology annotation, cellular component: plasma membrane. The record is from RefSeq and is a predicted model, not a curated record. Lineage: Eukaryota; Fungi; Mucoromycota; Mucoromycetes; Mucorales; Mycotyphaceae. Gene Ontology annotation, biological process: zinc ion transmembrane transport. Gene Ontology annotation, molecular function: zinc ion transmembrane transporter activity. The transcript has 6 exons. The coding region runs from base 192 to 1400 and encodes 402 amino acids.
AUACUUUUUUUGUACUAAGGGUUUUCAUCCUAUUUUUCCAGCCUUUUAUUUUCUUUUUUUUCUUCCCUUUUGUUUACAUUUUAGACAGCAUUAUACCACGUCUUUUUAUCUCAUCAUAAGACGAUCUCCUUCCAGUUCCUUUUCCCUUUCUCUUUUUUCAUUUAUUUAUUCAUAUUGAUUACCUACUUGCAAUGCCUCCUCCUAUAACGAAUUGGAAAUAUGCUGUACUAUUCUUAAUAUUCAUUCAUCUUGUCAACGGUCAUAAUGAAGCCUUAGAAGCAUCAUUAUCGACAUCAAACACAGCAGACGCGGAUGCUUGUGCUGCUGAAUUUAACCAAGAUUAUAAUAUGCCCAUGAGGGUUGGCGCUCUAUUCAUUGUCUUCGCAACCAGUUCAAUAGGCGUAUUUACUCCUAUUAUUCUACACAAGUUAUCUCCUUAUAGCAAAGGAAGUGGUCGAGACUGGGUAUUAACAAUAGGAAAAUUUUUUGGCACAGGCGUUAUAUUAGCCACUGCUUUUGUUCACAUGCUACCCGAAGCAUUAGAGAGUUUUCAUAGCCCUUGUUUAAGCGAAGGAUGGAAAAGCUAUGGUGCUUUCGGUGGUGUUUUUUGUAUGUUUUCUUCUUUCGCCCUUCAACUAUUGGAAUUAGCAGCUAUUGCGAAUAUCGAUCGCAUACGUGCCAAGAAAGCAGCAAACAACAAAGCAGCAGCAGACGACAUCGAAAAAGCUAUUACAACACAACAAAGCAGCGUAUCAUUAGAGUCCGAUUCUACAGACGCAACAGCAAACAACUCCCCUACAGCAACUAAGUGUAAUGUAUUUGAUCAGGCACGAGGAGUUGAGGAAUCAGGUGCAGGCCACCACCAUCUUCACCAUGAUCAUAUACAUAGUGCUGGACUUUUCGAGGACGAGGAAUCAUUCAAGCAUAUCGGUACUCUUAUCUUGGAAUUGGGCAUCGUAAUGCAUUCCAUCAUUAUUGGUAUUACUUUGUCUAAUGCAGGCAGCGAUGAAUUUAUCACACUUUUAAUCGCGCUUGUCUUUCAUCAGUUUUUCGAAGGCAUUGCGCUAGGUACAAGAAUCAAUGAUAUGAAUAUGGAAGGCUGGAAGCGACCGACUCUAAUGGGACUUUUAUAUAUGGUCAUGACACCAUUCGGUUGUGCCAUCGGUAUUGGUAUUCAUUCCUCAUUUAAUCCCAACUCUUCGUCAGCUAUCCUCUCCAGUGCUAUUCUUGAUUCAUUGUCAGCAGGUAUUCUUCUUUACAAUGCGUAUGUCUCUUUGAUGAGUCAAGAAAUGAAUCAAAAUCCUGAUUUCCGCCGUGCGCCUGCUGCUCGAAAACUGGUUUGCUUUCUCUCUAUGUAUUGUGGUGCUGCUCUGAUGGCGCUCAUUGGCAAGUGGGCGUAGAAUUUAAAGGCACGUUUUUAGCGAUUCAUUCACAUGUUUCCAAUAUGUUAGCAUAUACAUUAUACCUCUUCAUCAAUUUUACCUUGUUGUCAUAGCAUACUGUUGUCUUUUCUUUUCAUAUAUUUAUUUAUAUUCAUAUCAUUUAUAUAUAUUUGUAUGCCCUUUCAUUCUAUUGCAAAAGCCUUACCCAGCGAAAAACGAAGAUAGCAACUGAAGCGAAGAAGAUUGAAAGUCAUAUAUAAUAGUAGAUCAAUUUGUAUAUAUAUAUAUAUUUCUUAUAAGGCAUUCCAUGUACUAUAUACCAUUUCAAGCAAUAAAGGCAUCUCCAUCUCGAAAAGAAUGAAUAAUUUAACCUACUUCGGUGUAAGGUUAUUCUUUUUUUUUUCAUUUUCC